GAGACUCUGCUGCACUAGAAUGGACACAUUUCUGAGCUGCUCUGAGCUGACCUCUUUAUGGUACUGGGAGGAGUUUCCUCAUGAAACCCACGUUACAGCUGCUGCAGAAUUCAAUGGUGCUUAGGAGCCUCCAAAAUUCACUACAAACCGAGAGUUCAAAUUCAGAUCAUGAUUUUAGAAGGAACUGGCAGAAUGAGUCUUAAUUCCGUCACAAGUCUUCUACAUGAACAGCCAUCCUGGACAGAUGGAUAUCCCACAUGUAAUGCACCAGGUAAUUUUUUUGGAACUCAAUGGCAUGAAAUACAUCCUCAGUACUGGACAAAGUACCAAGUCUGGGAAUGGCUCCAGCAUCUCUUGGACACCAACCAGUUGGAUGCCACCUGUAUUCCUUUCCAGGAGUUUGAUAUCAGUGGGGAACAUCUGUGCAACAUGAAUUUGCAGGAUUUCACCCGGGCAGCUGGCACAGCUGGACAGCUUCUUUACAACAAUCUUCAUCAUCUUAAAUGGAAUGGUCAGUGUGGAAGUGAAAUGUACCCAACAAACAAUGUCAUUGUUAAAACAGAACAAACAGAUCCAUCUGUCAUGGCAUCAUGGAAAGAAGAGAAUUAUUUCUAUGAUAGUGGAUAUGGUGGCACAGUAGAAUUACUCGACAGCAAAGCCUAUUGUCGAGCACAGAUUUCAAUCAACACUACUGGUCACCAGCACGAUGAAGGUUCUUCAGACAUGAAAAAACCACAAGACGCCCCUCCGAAAUCACACAAUAAGAAGCACACUCCUCGAGGGACUCAUUUGUGGGAGUUUAUUCGAGACAUUCUCCUACAUCCAGAGAAGAAUCCAGGGUUGAUAAAAUGGGAGGACCGGACUGAAGGUGUCUUUAGAUUUUUAAAAUCUGAGGCAGUGGCUCAACUGUGGGGAAAGAAGAAGAAUAAUAGCAGCAUGACUUAUGAGAAACUCAGUCGUGCUAUGAGAUACUAUUACAAACGAGAAAUUCUUGAGCGUGUAGAUGGUCGGAGAUUGGUAUAUAAAUUUGGAAAGAAUGCUCGUGGUUGGAGAGCAAAUGAGAACUAAAGACUACUAUACAAAACUUCACUGUCAGGAACUCCUAGUGGAUGUAAAUAUUUCAAAGACAAUUUUCUUUUAUUUAUGUACAAAAAUUGGAGGGAACAGGCAUAAAUUUACUUCUAAUGGGAAGAAGGAAAACUAUAGUUUAUUGAUGUUAAAAUUAUUUUAUUUGAAGUAUGUCCUUCUGUGGGGAAAAACGUACACAGUUUUCUGUGACCUAUGAGAGUGCUGUAUGAUUGUGUUUAGGGAUAUGUAUGCCUUUCGUGUGAAGACUUUUGAAAUACUGUAUAUAUUCCAGGAGAAAUGUGAUUUACAAUAAUGCUGUGAGAGAUGCAUGUAAUGGGAGGAAAUCACAGGGCAUUACUUUUUUUACUCAGGAGCCUGAAAACAAGGUGUAUUGCUUUCUGCAUAUGAGAAAAAUGAGAAUUUGUCUCUUAUCUCUGUGCCAAGGCUGUGUGAGGAGAUUUGCCAGCUAAAAUUAUAUUAAGUAAAUGUAAACCUGUGGACUAUGGCUUUAGUUUGCCACUUACUGUUGUGCCCUUC
Molecule: messenger RNA, 1605 nt
Organism: Hemicordylus capensis (graceful crag lizard)
Lineage: Eukaryota; Metazoa; Chordata; Lepidosauria; Squamata; Cordylidae
Gene: EHF
Product: ETS homologous factor
Exons: 9
Coding region: 169-1068 (299 amino acids)
Biological process (GO): cell differentiation; regulation of transcription by RNA polymerase II
Cellular component (GO): nucleus
Molecular function (GO): DNA-binding transcription factor activity, RNA polymerase II-specific; sequence-specific DNA binding
Source: RefSeq, a predicted model, not a curated record